Molecule: messenger RNA, 1650 nt
Organism: Penicillium taxi
Lineage: Eukaryota; Fungi; Ascomycota; Eurotiomycetes; Eurotiales; Aspergillaceae
Product: MDR family MFS transporter
Exons: 4
Coding region: 1-1650 (549 amino acids)
Biological process (GO): transmembrane transport
Molecular function (GO): transmembrane transporter activity
Source: RefSeq, a predicted model, not a curated record
AUGGCACAGAUAACGACAAAGGCCAAAGGUUCUCCCAAUACAUCCUGUGAUGAAAAAGAUAGUCCUUUCAAGGAUAGUUCGGAGAUUAUUAAGUCAGGUAUCUCUGUACGCCUGGUCGCAGUCUUCGUAGGAAUUGGCCUGGCUAUUUUUCUGGGUGCUCUAGACAUGAACAUCGUGGCUACGGCAGUCCCCUCAAUCACGAAUGAGUUUCAUUCAUCUGAUGACUCUGGUUGGUAUGGAUCAGCAUAUCUCUUGGCGCUUUCCAGUUUACAACUGUCCUGGGGCCGCCUAUACAAGACCUUCCCUGCCAAGUGGACGUUCCUAAGCUCUCUCAUAACAUUUGAGAUUGGAUCCCUGCUGUGUGGAGUAGCGCAUACUUCAGCUGUCUUCAUUGUUGGUCGUGCUGUAGCGGGUAUGGGAAUUGCGGGAACGUUCUCAGGGGCAAUGAUCAUUGCCUCCUAUACAAUUCCUCUCCGGUAUCGUCCCAUCAUGAACAGUCUCUUUGCUGUAAUCAUGGGGUCUACUCGGGCCCUGGGACCUGUUAUCGGGGGUGCAUUCACUUCUACAGUGGGCUGGCGCUGGUGCUUCUACAUUAAUCUGCCAUGUGGUGUUGUUUGCGGCCUUCUCAUUGCACUUGGUGCCUCGCUUAAACAGGUCACUGUUUCAUCGAAAGAAUCAUGGAUCACUAAGCUCCGUUCAUUUGACUGGAUUGGCCUACUUCUUUGGGUACCAUUCGCCGUCUGCAUUCUGCUUGUUCUGCAAUUUGGUGGCGUCACAUAUACAUGGAAAAGUCCACAACUUAUCGCUCUAUAUAUUCUCUCGGUGGUGUUUCUUCUUUCAUUUAUCUACAGUCAAAUCCGCCUCGGAGAGAAGGCCACCGUGCCUCCACGUUUAAUGAAACAACGUAGCAUGAUCUGGGGCUCUAUCUACGAGUUUUUGAUUGGUGGUCUGAGUCAGCUUGUUCAAUACUUUUUGCCUAUAUUCUUCCAAACAGUCAAAGGAGAUUCCGCCCUCCAUUCUGGCACUUCAACUUUACCACUGCUGAUUUCAUACACCCUGUCACUUAUAUUUACUGGUAUUGCUGUAUCGGUGAUAGGGAAAUACGCCCCGUUCAUGCAUAUCGGUAGUGCUAUUGCAUCGGUUGGUCUAGGUCUUCUUAGCACUCUUACUGCAUCCACGGACCUCGGCCGAUCAAUCGGAUCCCAGAUCCUCUGUGGUGUAGGUAUUGGCCUUGCACUGGACGGUCCACAGCUAGCGGCCCAGACUGUCUUUGAACAGACAGAUGUUCCUAUUGCUCUCACAGUAGUCACAACUCUAAUGAACUUUGGUGGUGCCAUUUUCGUUGCCGUGGGGAGCAGCAUUCUCAACAAUCGAGCUAGGAUUCUCCUGGCAUCUAGUGGAUUAAAUGUGAGCGCGGCGCUGGCCGCAGGCACAGGCCUUACUGAUUUGGUCAGCUCACUACCAGAGAGCGAGAAGAAUGUAGCCAUUGAUGCCCUUCAAAUUGUUAUUUCCAACGUUUUUGAAUGUGGUAUCGCGAUUGCUGUGCUCUCGUUUGUUGUUUCGUUCGGGGUCGAGUGGCGCUCGGUAAAGAGCAAAAAGGGCCCUACGAAGUCAGAUGAGGAGGUUGGAGAAAAGGAAGAGAUGAAAUGA